Molecule: messenger RNA, 1560 nt
Organism: Megalopta genalis
Lineage: Eukaryota; Metazoa; Arthropoda; Insecta; Hymenoptera; Halictidae
Gene: B-gluc1
Product: beta-1,3-glucan recognition protein 1
Biological process (GO): carbohydrate metabolic process
Molecular function (GO): carbohydrate binding; hydrolase activity, hydrolyzing O-glycosyl compounds
Source: RefSeq, a predicted model, not a curated record
AGCAUCGACUUCGAAAUUGUCAGUAUCGUUUCAGCGAACGAAGACAGAACACGCGAACGUCAUGCGUGUUCAUAUCGACCAGUUUAUUCUAGUUGUUUCAAUAUUUUUGUUCGAUAUAAGCUGCGGGCAAUAUGUUCCACCAACGCCGACCGUUGAACCACUUGCUCCGAGAGGACUGCGAAUUUCCAUUCCACACGAGGAUGGAAUCAGUUUGGUCGCCUAUCAUGUAAAAUUUAACGACGAUUUCUACAGUCUUGAAGCGGGGACCAUCGCCGUUGACAUCAUCAAACCGAGAAAUGGUCGCUGGGUUUACCAGGACCGCACCACCAAACUGAAAAUUGGGGAUAUCAUUUAUAUGUGGGUGCAUGUCGUGUACAAUGGUUUGGGUUACAAUUUACUUGACCAACAACACGAAGUUACAGAAUUUUAUAAUGCCAAUGGAACUAUAGCCGGUCCUGUACAACGUGUUGACGGCUCGUGCAAAGUUGCAUCUGAUACGAAGGUAUACACACGUGAUGGAGCAUCCCAGCAACUAAAGCGCAACAGUGCCUGCGCGGGUCAAUUAAUUUUCGAAGAGAACUUCGAUACGCUCGAUACAAAUCGUUGGAAGAUUAUUGAACGUUUCUCGGAGGCGCCGAACUUCGAAUUUGUCGUUUACAAAAACGACGAAGAAAAUGUUCACGUUCGAGAUGGUAAAUUGUAUAUUAAACCAACUCUCGUCAAAGAGAAAUACGGCUUGACGUUUGUGCAAGACGGGUCUUUGCGAUUGGAUAAAUGUACGGCAGAGAUUGGUAGCCUAGAUUGCUCACGAGUAGCAAAUGCCUGGAAUAUUUUGCCGCCUGUAAUUUCAGGGCGAUUGAAUACCAAACCAUCUUUCAACUUCAUGUAUGGAAAGGUCCAAGUUCGCGCUAAAUUACCGAGCGGCGAUUGGAUAUAUCCACUGAUCACUCUAGAGAAUGAUGUCUCAUCGAAUGAAUCAUCUUACUGUAGCUUCAUGAUUGCCCAUUCAUUUGGCAAUCCGUUACUCGUAACAACCGAGGGAAAAGAUAUAGGCAGUAAAUUUCUCCAGGCCGGUGCAUAUGUAACUAAUCUGGAAAAUAAUGAUCUGCAGGACAACCGAAUGGCUCUCCCGACGAAGGUGAUAGACUCGUCGUGGUCUAAUGACUAUCAUAUCUAUGAAAUUGAAUGGAAACGUGAACAUGUCAUUCUUAGAGUCGAUGAUAUAAAGUAUGGAGAACAGAGGGUGCCAUCAAUGUUCGAUGUUCCAGUUUACAUUAACGUGGGUGUGGGUGUUGGAGGACGCAGCCUUUUCCCUGACGGAUGCAGAAGUGGCAACUAUGUAAAACCGUGGAAAAACAAGGGCGUGAAGGCGCUGUACAACUUCUACAGCAGUGACAAUACGUGGCUGGCUAAUUGGGGACAAGUAGACAAAGGCUUGUCAAUAGACUACAUCAAAGUAUACGCGUUGUAGACAUCAUCCUCUAGUUCAUACGUAUCAAAUUUACUACGCAUACUCAUUUUGCAGAAAUAAAACACUGUUUCCUUUGUAAAAUUAUAAAA